UGACUUGGCUGAAAGCCCAAAACAGACACGACUUUGAGUUGACGACAUCCUUCGCACAUCAAAUCAGAAGCCUGAAGUGAUCAAACGUCUCAUAUGUCAACCGGAGACGAGGCACCACGCAGCGGAGCGUCUUCCUCAAAGUAGCCGCCGAGCGAGCUCGUUUUCCGGCGAGAGGCUUUAGGUGUCCCCGCUAAGGAUUCUAGCCACCAACAUCGGCUGCAGCGACGUGCAGUGUGAAGACACACAUGGAUGGGAAGAGGCCGAAGGAUGCUGCCAGCUUUCAAAACCCCCAAUAGUUGGUUCCCAAGCAACCCCAACACACCCCAAGAGGACGAUGAGACCAUGAGCGCCGAGCAGCGAGAAGCGAUGGCCGCUCCCAAACUGAACUCGCUCCCCUUUUACGACCGGGCCGCCUCUGGCGCUUCUUCUAGUCCGGAGCCGUACCGGGACCCCGAACCGGAGUGUUCCUUCCUCACCUGCCCUCCCACGCCGUUCCCCAGCAUGGCGGACGGUAGCUGGGCACGACCGAGCCUCUCCGGCGACUGGUCCGGAUACCCCAGCAGCGCCGCUUCAUCUGGUCAUGAAGAACCUUGCAGCUGCUGCGUUGGCUCCCAAUCGGAACAUGACUUGAGCUUGGAGCAACCGUGCUCGCUCCGGUCCGAGCCGGCUUGCCGCCACCUUUACGUGUGCUCACCCCCGGGGGCAACCUGCUAUACGCGCUGUCCCUCUGACACCAAACCGCCGUGGCUUCAGAACCAAGCCCCGCAAUGCUGUGAUUGCAGACCUCCUUGGGACCGAUUCACUCCUUCUGGCCGCAGCGUACCCCCUGUUGAGAAGCUGUCGACACCUAGCAUUUCCUUGUCCCUGGAGCAAAGGCGAGUGUUCGUCACAUAUGAAGCGGAUGAUGACGCUCACGUGAAUGAAAUCAUCAAGUUUGUGGCGCUGCUGCGACACAACGGCUUCGACACGCAUAUCGACAUCUUCGAGCAGCAGUUCCGCAGCAUCAGCAAGAUCGACUUCAUGGAGCGCUACCUCAGUGAGAAGGAAUACCUGAUCAUCAUCAUCAUCAGCCCCAAAUACCACGAGACGGUCACCGCCUCGCACGUCAGUCCCGAAAACGACGAGAGAACCUGCAAUACCGUCUACAUCCACAAACAGCUCCAGAACGAGUUCAUACAGAAUGGAAGCAAGAAUUUCCGAUUUAUUCCCAUUCUGUUCCCCGGUGCUAAAAAGUGUCAUGUUCCCAACUGGCUACUUAACACGCACGUGUACUGUUGGCCGCGCGACCGCGACGACAUCCUGCGACGGCUGAUGAGGGUGGAGAAGUACAACCCGCCGCCCAUCGGAGAACUGCCCACGAUCGUGUCCAUCCCCAUAUAGGCUUCGUCAAUUCCAGGUGCCCUCUGAGAUACUUCCGGGUGGCGCGGACAUUUUCUUUUGACACUAAACAUGUUUGAAUCUGAACAUUUGAGCCGUUGACUUUGCUGGCUUACUUUUGGUCAAAAGAUAUACAAGACAAAAAGUUUGUUUCCGAGUUUUUGCCACCCGGAAGUACGUGUGACGUCAGGAGGAAAAGUUCUGCAGGGUUUCCUGAGGACAUCUCAAUGGAGAGGGGUGUAUAGCUAGCGGAAGCUAGUUAGUUGGUUAACAAAGCACAAGAACUUAGCGGAAGCUAGCUCGUUGUCAAAUGAUUUUUUUAAGCACAAUAACUUAGCAGACGCUACUUGCCCAAUGAUAUUUAAGUACAAAAACUUAUAGGAAGCUAGCAAAAAUGCUAGGUAGUUGACCAAUGAUUUUAAUCGGCUAAUGAUUUUCAAGCAUAAGAAUUUAGCGGAUGCUAGCGGAAGCAUGCUAGUUGGCCAGUCAUGAUUUAUACUGCCUUCAUAUGCUGAUAAUGAUCCUUUCCACUUGCUAAUUGGUAAUUACGAGUAAGUCCUGUUCAUUGCUGUUGUUGUAGCAAAAAAUCAAAAACAAAAAAAACCACAACAAAUUGUUUUCAUUUACUAUAACAAGAAGCGAAUGCACAGAAAUGCAAACGGUAAGUUUUUGUAUGUAAAUGAACAUUUAAGCAAACACUGGAUUAAAAAAAUAAGUUUUGUAAAUUGAUAUGGUCUGUUAUUAUGCUGGUCUAAAAAAAAAUGUUUUUGAUUUUUUUAAUUAGGCCUUUGCAAAUAAUUUUUAGAUGAUCGGAAUAGGGUGCAAGAGGUUUUUAAGAUUUUUUUUUUUUUUUAAAUUAAGGGCUACAAAGCUAAAAAAUGUACAAAGGUAUUAAAAGAAACAAGAAAAUGUAUGUUUUCUACUACGUAAAAUUUUUAGAAGAUUAGAAUCAGGUGGGGAAAAAAAUUGUGUUUCAAAGAUUAUUCCUUAAUGGAUACAAAUAUAGUGUCAAAAGAAACAAAAAAACCAAACAAACUAUGUAUUAAUAAAUUAAUACAUUGCCGAGGAACCGGAUCGGUACUCAGUAUCGGCAGCUCCUCAAAAUCGGGUGUCUCGGG
Corythoichthys intestinalis (scribbled pipefish) is the source of this 2495-nucleotide messenger RNA. It is a transcript of the gene traf3ip2l, whose product is annotated as TRAF3 interacting protein 2-like. Bases 250 to 1380 code for a protein of 376 amino acids. Gene Ontology annotation, biological process: humoral immune response; positive regulation of canonical NF-kappaB signal transduction. The record is from RefSeq and is a predicted model, not a curated record. The transcript has 10 exons. Lineage: Eukaryota; Metazoa; Chordata; Actinopteri; Syngnathiformes; Syngnathidae.